Molecule: messenger RNA, 1416 nt
Organism: Necator americanus (New World hookworm)
Lineage: Eukaryota; Metazoa; Nematoda; Chromadorea; Rhabditida; Ancylostomatidae
Exons: 11
Coding region: 1-1416 (471 amino acids)
Biological process (GO): transmembrane transport
Cellular component (GO): membrane
Molecular function (GO): transmembrane transporter activity
Source: RefSeq, a predicted model, not a curated record
AUGAAUGGAACCACCAAAUAUAUAUUCUACAACUACACGCCACGACGUGAAUGCGCUGACACCAACGUCAACCUCACUAAACACCUAUGUGAUCUUUCAACAGAACAACAAUGUGAAUUGCUGAAAACUUGCUCGAAUAUAACGGUAGAAGAUCCACCUUUUCAUUCUAUGGUGGAGGAAUUCGAUUUGUACUGCGACGAGGCCUACUACGCAACCUUGGUAUCAACAAUACAAUUUCUAGGCGUUCUAUUUGGUGCCAUAACAUAUGGACACCUUGGCGAUUAUUUUGGUCGACGCCCUGUUUCAUUUUGUGGGAUUUUCGUUGGUAUUGUGGCUGGAAUCAGCAGUGGAUUUGCACCAUCCUGGCAGGUAUUUGCUGCACUACGAUUCGUCUGCGGUACAAGUAUCGCCUGUAUACUAGUUGUUUUCUAUACCUACAUUGUGGAAUUAAUUCGACCAGAACAACGCGUAUUUAUGAGGUCUUUUUUCAAUUGGGGAUACGCUCGAGCAGUAUUUACAGUCGUAUGCAUGUUGUGUGAUCAUUGGCGAUCCGCUGCAAUCGCUACGUCACUACUAGCCAGUCCAACACUACUGGCAAUCGCUUUUUUGCUACCUGAAACACCUAAAUGGUACCUCAGCAAAGGUCGGCUUGCUGACGCCAAAAACUCAAAAGCAAGGAUUAAAUACCUAAGUGGGAAAGAAGAUGAUAGUCGUGCUGUUGAAACUUACACGGCAUCUUCUCAAAAGAUUUACACUAUGAAAGAUCUGAUGAAAAACCGAACGAUGGCGACAAAAACGUUCAUACUUUGCAGUCUUUGGUUCGCAACAAGCUUGUCAGCGUUCGGAAGCGAUUUGAAUUCGGGGAAUCUUCUUGGUGACUUCUACGUGAAUCAAAUAGCCUCCGCGGCUGUCACAGCAUUCGCAAAAAUUUUUGUGUUCAUUCUUGACACUAAAUGGACAUCAUUUGACAGGAGGAAGCUCCACCAACUUCCUCAAAUACUUGUGAUUGCUUGCUACUCCACGAUUAUGUGUCUACAGAUUUUUGUGCCAGACACAAGUUGUGAUGGGAAAAGCGCAAGAGAUUGGGCAAUUAUAAUCAUCAAUAUUAUCGGUGUGUCUUUUAUCGAACUAACAUGGGAUGCAUGUUACCUAAUCGCUGUGGAAAGCUUCCCGACGUACAUUCGAACGAUCGGUAUGGGCACUUGUUCGCUUGCAGCAAGGAUUGGUGCCUUAGUGGCGCCUCAGAUGGCAUACCUGUCUACGUUCUACCAACCAGCUCCAUAUAUGGUUGUCGUAGCGAUUGGAAUAACAGCAUUUGUUAUUUCGUUGGCAUUUCUCCCCAACACCAAAGGAGUGGAUCUUGGCACCAUCGGAGAAGAGAACCGUGAUGAAAAUCAAGAAAAAAUGCAAUUAUAA